AUGUAUUUUCCGGCAACAAGUAGUGUUGAUGUCAAUAAUGAUAAUCAAAUUGAAGAAUCUGAACAUGAUCAAGAUGAUGAUCAUAAUUCAAAUGUUGAUCAUGAGGUCAAUGAACAGUCCUCGGGCCAGGAUCUUGAUGUUAAUAAGGACAAUACGGAGGAGGAAAAUUUGCAGCCUUCACCCGAUGCUCCGAAUAUUGAUGAGCAGGUUGAUUCUCUGUUAUCUCUAUACGAUCCUAGAACAUGGGAUAAUCUUGACAACAGCAAACGGGAUAUUCUAAUUGAAAAGGGGCCUGUGAGAGAAAUGGAUCUGGUGUUCCCAAAGGAUGAUGAGGGUAGACAUUUCUCAUAUUUUCACUACACCAGAAAGUUAGCUAAUGAAGAGGUUAUUCACAAAGAGUGGUUGGUUUACUCUAAAGAGGUUGACAAAGUUUAUUGUUUUUGUUGCAAGUUAUUCAAAUCCAAUCAGAACAGGUCAUUGCUAGCAUCUGAUGGAUUGAGGGACUGGAGGCGUAUUAGUGCAAGACUCAAAGAACAUGAGGUUAGUGUUGAACACUUUACCAACAUGAAUACAUGGAAUGAACUAAGGUUGAGGUUAAGCAGAAACAAAACAAUUGAUGAUGAGAUGCAACAUAAGGUUGCAAAGAAAAAAGAGCGUUGGAGACAGGUAUUGCUCAGGAUAGUUUCUUUAGUGAAGUUUCUUGCAAAACGUAAUUUGGGAUUUCGAGGAACAAAUGAGAAGCUGUUUGAACAUAAUAAUGGCAAUUUUUUGGGCUCAGUUGAAAUGAUUGCUGAAUUUGAUCCUGUGAUGCAAGAACAUAUUAGGCGCAUUCAAAACAAGGAAAUACAUCAUCAUUAUCUUGGCCAUGGUAUUCAGGAUGAGUUGAUCUUACUUCUUGCUGAUUCCGUCAAAAAGUUUAUCUUAAAGACCAUCAAGGAUGCCAAGUAUUUCUCUGUUAUAUUUGACUGUACUCCAGAUGUGAGCCAUGAAGAACAAAUGACGCUAAUUGUGCGUUGUGUGAAUAUGUCAAGUAACAUUCCAAGAGUCGAGGAGUUUUUCCUAGAGUUUUUAAAGGUUCAUGAUACAUCAGGAUUAGGGCUUUUUAAUGUGUUGAUGGAUACAUUGGACUCUCUUGAUCUGGACGUUGCUGAUGUAAGAGGGCAAGGUUAUGACAAUGGUUCUAACAUGAAGGGAAAAAAUCAAGGUGUUCAGAAUCGCUUGCUUGAAGUUAAUCCCAAAGCAUUAUAUAUGCCAUGUGCAUGUCAUAGUUUGAAUCUCACUCUUUGUGAUAUGGCAAAAUCUUGCGAACAUGCCAUUUCAUUCUUCGGUAUUAUCCAGCGUAUAUAUGUACUGUUUGCACGUUCUACUAAAAGGUGGAAGAUUUUGCUUGAUAAUGUUCCAGGUCUGACUCUCAAACCUUUGUCUGAUACUCGUUGGGAGAGCCAAAUAAAGAGUGUGCAACCUAUAAGGUACCAAACUUCCCAAGUAAGAUCAGCUUUGAAGGAGUUGGAGAAGACUGCUAGGGAGGAUAAUGAUCCAGCUACAGUAAGUGAUGCUCAAUCUUUGUUCAAAGCACUUGGGAAAUUUGAGACUUUAGUUGGUAUGAUUAUUUGGCAUGACAUACUAUUUUCUAUUAAUAUGGUGAGCAAAAUGUUACAAGAAAAAAUGGUGUGCAUCGAUGCUACUCUAAAACACAUUGAUGGGGUCAAGUCAUAUUUUCAGAAGUAUAGAGAUGAAGGCUUCAAUUCUAGUAUUGAAAGUGCCAAAGCCAUUGCGUUGGAUAUGGGCAUAAAGCCCCAAUUUCGUACAAAGCGUAAAAGUAAAAGGAAGAAGCAUUUUGAUGAAAUCAAUGAUGAAGAUGAAGAUCUACAACUGUCAGCUAUUGAAUCCUUCAGAGUUACAUACUUUCUUGUCAUUGUUGACACCGCAAUUGCUUCAUUGUCUAGUCGAUUUGAUCAGCUGAAGGCAUUUGAAGAUUUGUUUGGUUUCUUAUUCAACUCAAAUAAUCUGAAGUCUUUGGAUGAAAGUAGUCUACGCAAAUCAUGCACCACUUUUGCAAAAGCUUUUACUCAUAAGAAGUCGCAAGAUGUUGAUCUUGAUGAUUUUUUCUCCGAGUUAAAAGUAUUGCAACUAACCUUGCCAGAUGCUUUGAUGUCAGCACUUGAGAUUCUUCAGUUUGUUACCGCUGCAAAUUGCUAUCCAAAUGUAUCAGUUGCCUAUCGGAUCCUCUUGACUAUACCUGUGACUGUAGCCUUAGCUGAAAGAAGUUUCUCUAAACUGAAACUAUUGAAGAAUUGUUUGAGGUCAACUAUGUUACAAGACAGAUUGAAUGGCUUGGCUACAUGUUGCAUUGAGAAGGAUAUCUUGGAUAAAAUUGAUCUUGAGAUUAUAAUCAAUGAUUUUGCAUCUAGAAAUGCCCGGAGAAGCUUUUUUAUGAAGCAUUGA
Aegilops tauschii subsp. strangulata is the source of this 2445-nucleotide messenger RNA. RefSeq lists its product as uncharacterized. NCBI's taxonomy places the organism in Eukaryota, Viridiplantae, Streptophyta, Magnoliopsida, Poales, Poaceae. The record is from RefSeq and is a predicted model, not a curated record. Gene Ontology annotation, molecular function: protein dimerization activity.